Molecule: messenger RNA, 1719 nt
Organism: Mytilus trossulus (common blue mussel)
Lineage: Eukaryota; Metazoa; Mollusca; Bivalvia; Mytilida; Mytilidae
Exons: 3
Coding region: 1-1719 (572 amino acids)
Source: RefSeq, a predicted model, not a curated record
AUGUUAACUGAUUUAGAUAAUUUAAACUUACCAGACGAUUAUAUUUAUGUCACAAAAAAUAGAAAAAAAUUUAAAAAAGCAUCAGGUGGAAUAGUUGUUAUUUAUAGAAAGAGUUUAGAAAAAGAGUUGAAUUUCUAUAAUACUGAGAGUCAAUUUGUUUUAUGGUUUAAACUUUCGAAAUCAAUUUUGUCACUUAAUUCAGAUGUAAUUUUUGGUUGUGUUUAUGUACCACCUGAAAACUCUAAGUAUUCUACUAUAGAAGCUUUUGAAGAAUUGGAAAAUGAAUUGAAUAUCCUUACAAACACUGAAAAUUUUUAUAUUGCCCUAGUUGGCGAUUUUAACUCAAAAACUGGGUCUUUACCCGAUUAUAUUAUACCUGAUGAGUCAGUUGUUAGUAUGUUUGAUUUAGAUUGUGAUGCUGAUAUAUUAGAUUAUUUGUAUGAUUAUGAGAAUCUGACUCGAAACAAAAUCACCUUACAAAGAGUGUCUCAGUGUACAUGUAGACCUAAUAAGUAUGGUCAUAGACUACUUCAGGCCACAUUUAGUAAAUCAGAUUCAAUUGUUAUCAACAAUAGAAAUGAUAAAACUUUUGUCAGGUGGAAAAGUGAACAGAAAUCUGAAUACGUUGAUCGAAUUCACAAUGAUCCCAAAGGUAUUUUGACCACUGUUAUGAAUAAACUGGACAAAUUGUCCGUAAAUAAUGAUGCAACUCAAAAUGAUAUAAACAAUAUAGUUUUAGAUAUCAGCAAAAAUUUUAAAGAUGCGGCAGCAGAAACGUUUGGGAAAGUAAAUAAACAUAAACAUUUUUACAAACAUGAAAAUUCAAAACCUUGGUUUAAUAGAAAAUGCUCGAUGAGUAGAAAAAAAUUUCAUAAAGCUCGAAAGAGAUAUAGUUUUUUGAAAAAUGCUGAAAACAGAAGUAAAAUGAGACAAGCUAGUAAAGAACAUAAAAUAACAUUAAAUAAAUCUUUUGCAAACUAUCAACAGAGAGCUGCUGAUGAGUUGCGUAACAUCUCUAAAAAGGAUACAAAAGCUCUAUGGAAAAUCCUUAAUAAUCUAAAUGAUAGUAAAAAAAAAGAUAACAAUGACGAUAUUUCUCUAAAAGCAUUGUAUGAUCAUUUUAAAAUAUUAAAUGAAACUGUUGAGACAGAAAAUGAUUUCGAACAAGAUUUGGAAUUUGAUACUCUACCAGACGAUGUUGAGUUAUUUUUAAACUGCCCAGUAACAGAAGAUGAAAUUAAAAAAGUUGUUUCAAACUUAAAAAAUGACAAAGCUUCAGGUAGUGAUGAAAUUUUAAAUGAGUAUAUAAAGAAUACAAUUGACGAUUUAAUGCCAAUUUACGUUAAGCUAUUCAAUUUGAUUUUAGAUACUGGAAUUGUUCCAGACAGUUGGUCUAAUGGAAUCAUGAUUACUAUAUUUAAAAAUAAAGGAUCAAGAUCUGAUCCCGAAAUGUACAGAGGAAUCACUUUGAAUUCAUGCUUUAGUAAAACUUUUUCUGCCAUGUUGAAUUACAGGUUAAAUAAUUAUGCAGAUCACGUAGACCUGAUUUCAAAGGCACAAGCAGGUUUUCGUAGAGGAUUCUCUACUGUUGACAAUAUAUUUAUGAUACUGCGCUAUUGUCUGAAAGUGCAGAAGGAUUACAAAAAACCCUUGUAUGUUUUGAAGAAUAUUGUAAAAAAUGGAAGCUUAAGAUUAACACAAGCAAAACCAAAGCAGUGA